This is a messenger RNA of Macadamia integrifolia, 2368 nucleotides long. RefSeq lists its product as uncharacterized. Lineage: Eukaryota; Viridiplantae; Streptophyta; Magnoliopsida; Proteales; Proteaceae. The transcript has 5 exons. Bases 257 to 1789 code for a protein of 510 amino acids. The record is from RefSeq and is a predicted model, not a curated record.
AAGACUCUUUCUCCUCCAUUUUAAGGGAAACAAUUGUACAGUAGAUUCUGUUAAAAUCAUUUGAAAAAUGGAAGAGACAAAUUCAUUUCCAGUUUUGUGAAUAAAAAAAAAAGUCUGGAAAUCUGAAAAUGAGGAAGAACGAGAAGUAGGAUCAGCUUCACUUCCAGUGAUCUAAGCAUUCCAAGACGAUUUAUCUUUGAUGAAAUAAAAUUUUCAAAUAAGGAAUAAGACCCGUUUCAUUUAUCAUAUUUGUGGAAUGGAUUUUCUCUUUGGUUCUUCGUUUAUUGCAAUCUUCUAUUUCAUUUCUGCUUCUUUCAUUAGUUCGGCAAUGGCAUCAGAUGGUUAUGUCUCUGCAAUUGGAGACCCUGGCAUGAAGAACGAAAAUAUAAGAGUUGGGUUGGAGGCUUGGAAUUUCUGCAAUGAAGUUGGACAGGAAGCGCCUGACAUGGGAAGCCCUAGGUUGGCGGAUUGUGCAGACUUGUACUGUCCAUUGAUCAAAGAUUCUUUGGGUCAUCACAUUCAUGGUAAAGGAAGCAAAUGUGAAGCACAUCAUAAGGUGAAGGAAUCAGACAAUAGAUUAGGAGCUGGUGAUAAAUUUCCCAUUUCUGAAUUCAUAAUGUAUAGCAACCCUGACCUGUAUGCUGUGGAAAAGGAGCGAUACCUUGCUUCCCUUUGUGAGGUACAUAAUUCUGGAGACCCUUGGCAGUUUUGGAUGAUUAUGCUUAAGAAUGGGAACUUUGAUACCAAGUCUGCCCUAUGUCCUGAAAAUGGCAAGAAAGUUAGUCCAAUUAUCACAGACAGAAAGUUUCCCUGUUUUGGCGAGGGGUGUAUGAAUCAGCCACUUGUGUACCACAAUCGGUCAGCUGUUUCUUCUGGUAAUCAAAUGGACUUUUUGGCUGGUGGCUUUUAUGGGACGUAUGAUCUUGAUGCCGAUUUGAGCAAGGGUGUGGGGAAAAAUUCAUACUACUCAGUGUCAUGGGAUAAGAAUUUGAGCUCAGGAAGUUGGAUUUUCAAACACAGAUUAACAACAUCUUCCAAAUAUCCAUGGCUUAUGUUGUAUCUUCGUGCUGAUGCAACAAAAGGAUUCAAUGGCGGUUAUCACUAUGAUGGUCGUGGCAUCAUUAGAAAGCUGCCAGAGUCUCCUAAUUUUAAAGUUAGAUUAACACUCGAUGUUAGACAAGGAGGAGGAUCCAACAGCCAAUUUUAUCUCCUUGACAUAGGAAGUUGCUGGAAGAACAAUGGUGAUCCAUGUGAUGGUGAUGUUCUGACUGAUGUAACUAGAUACAGUGAGAUGAUAAUAAACCCAGAAACAACAAGCUGGUGCCACCCUAACAACUUUGCAUCCUGCCCACCAUACCACAUUAGUCAAAGUGGAGAGAAGAUUUACAGAAAUGAUACAUCCCGGUUCCCAUAUUCUGCUUAUCAUCUCUACUGCAGCCCUGGGAAUGCAGAGUAUUUGGAGAAACCAUUUGAUAUUUGUGACCCAUAUAGCAAUCCUCAAGCACAGGAGCUGGUGCAAAUUCUUCCACACCCUGAAUGGGCUGUGCAUGGUUAUCCUGAAAAGAAGGGAGAUGGAUGGGUUGGAGAUUCUAUGACUUGGGAGCUCGAUGUCGGGUCUCUCUCUAGUCGGUUAUACUUCUACCAGGAUCCAGGAACAAGACCAGCAAAGCGUUCCUGGUAUUCAAUCAAUGUUGGUACAGAAAUAUAUGUUAGCCACACAAAACAGACAGCAGAAUGGACUGUAAGUGAUUUUGAUAUUUUGGUUCCAGAAGAUGCUGGUGGCACUUAGUAACCUGAAGGUUGGGUCUUUCAAUCCUGUAGCCUGAUAAUAUGAAUCUGCCCAAGCAUGCCUCCGUCUUCCGUUAGAAGUAGAGAAUUCAUAACUAGGAAAUAUCGUCAAAAUUUUCCAUUUAACUGAAUGCUCUAGGCAAAGGUUGAAUUAUGUAAGCCUCCUUUUGUUCCUCAAUCUUUGAGAACACAGCUCCCAUGCUUAAUGAUGUAUCCUAUGGACAAAGCUAAGUUUCUUUCUUUCUUUUUCUUUUCGUUAAAUUAUUAUCAUUUUUAGUACCUAAAAGAAAAGAAAAGUGAUAUCUUGUACAGGUUCCGAAACUGUAACUGCACUGGGAUGGAUGUCCAGCUCAACACUCCAACUUCUAUCUACAGGCUGACCUUGUCAUACUCAGUAUUCAGUUUACACUGCAAGCAGGAUUGUGAAUGAAGAAUUUAAUCUAGGAUGCAGUUCAGUGGUUUACUGUUCAGGUUGACAGUUCGACGCCUUGGGUUUGUAUGUAUUCUAUGCAAAUCUAGGUGCUAAAACAUUGAUUUCUGAAUCGUAUGGGUUGAGUAUAGUCUAGCAUUCUAUGGAAAA